This is a messenger RNA of Alosa alosa (allis shad), 2132 nucleotides long. It is a transcript of the gene gpr157, whose product is annotated as G protein-coupled receptor 157. Gene Ontology annotation, molecular function: G protein-coupled receptor activity; cAMP binding. NCBI's taxonomy places the organism in Eukaryota, Metazoa, Chordata, Actinopteri, Clupeiformes, Clupeidae. The transcript has 4 exons. Gene Ontology annotation, cellular component: plasma membrane. Gene Ontology annotation, biological process: adenylate cyclase-activating G protein-coupled receptor signaling pathway; cell surface receptor signaling pathway. The record is from RefSeq and is a predicted model, not a curated record. Bases 401 to 1390 code for a protein of 329 amino acids.
GAGGGGUUAAGUGUUAGAGGGGAGGUGUUUCCGAGAUUCCUUGUAGGCUAGCCUGCCUACGCUAGAGAUCAAAACACUGUUGCAUUCAUAUUUUGUUAAUUUCUUAGGCUACUUUGUUUGGGAAGCAUUUGGCAUGCACUUCAAGUAGCUUUCGUUUUACAACUUCCAUGGCAGCCACCACAGCUCCCCUUGAGCCUAAAGCCCGCCUGGUUUGCUUUUGUUUGUUUUCUUCUCCCGCUUUGGAUUUGGAGAGUGAUUAUGGAAAUAUUUUGGCAAAAAUGUUAUCGCCGCCACAAAUUUCAUAGCGUACGGCAAUUAAUUGCUUAAGAAAAAGACGGCUUCGUUUUUCAUCUGUAGGCUAAUAGAUGUUUUUGAAACCACAGUUAAAGAGAAGUAAAUUAUGGCCGAUGGAAAUCGAACCGAAGUGUUUGUUUACGAGCAGGUUGUUAUUUUGAUAUCCUGUGCCCUCUCUUUCUUGGGAUCUCUGUUGAUUAUAUUAACUUAUAUUAUAUGGGCAGAUUUGAGAACUACUCCAAGAAAACUGCUGGUUUUUCUGUCCAUCGCUGACCUAUUGUCUGCAGUCUCUUACUCUUAUGGAGUUUGGACGAUUUUUGACGGAGACUCCUUGGCUUGUACCGUGCAAGGAGCAAUCUCUACAUUUGCCAACACAAGUUCAUUCUUCUGGACGGUUGCCAUCGCGAUUUACCUCUACAUUUUCAUCGUGAAGUCCAGUCAGAGACUGGCCGACAGUCUGGUGCUCUACUUUCAUUUGAUCAGCUGGGGGGUGCCUCUGGGUAUCACCGUGGCCGCCCUCUGCCUCCAUAAGAUCGGCUACGAUGCCUCGGAGGUGUCUGUGGGCUGGUGCUGGGUCAGCAUCAAAGCAAAGGACCACGUGCUGUGGAUGCUCCUGACAGGCAAGAUCUGGGAGUUCCUGGCCUACGUCAUGCUGCCGGUGUUCUACCUUCUGAUCAAACAUCACAUCCACCGGGCUCAUGCUGCGCUUUCUGAAUAUCGGCCCAUUCUGGCCAGCAGCCCCAUGUCCAACUCACUCACAUCCAUGGCGGACCGCAAGCUGACCCUCAUCCCUGUCAUCUUCAUCUUCCUGCGUAUCUGGAGCACCGUGCGCUUCGUGCUCAUGCUGGCCGACUCUCCGGCCCGUCAGCACCCCGUCCUGGUCACCUUACAUGGCAUCGGAAACACUUUGCAGGGAGCGGCCAACUGCAUCAUGUUUGUGCUGUGCACUCAGCCCGUGAGAGCCAGACUGGCCAACCUCCUCUGCUGCAGAGGCCAAUCCAGGGCACAGGGCGCCGAGUCCCAGCGCAAUGGAGGGGAAGACCCCCCCUCGCAUGUGGAGGACAACGGCACCCGCCGGUAUUUGGACGAGGAGUGAGACUGAGAGCACGGAAUGGAAUGGAGGAUAUUGACUCGGUAGCUCUUUGUAACAAAGAUAAGAGAAAGAUAGAGAGAGGGGGGGGAAGACAGAGAGAGAGAGAGAACGAAAAUAAAACAGGCAGACAAGAGGGAGAGGGAGGGGUGGAAUCGACUCUUAGCCGCAAGCCCCCAUACUCAACUCUCCCCUGCCUCCCACAGUCAUCUCAGCAAGUGCCUUUAAGGAUUAAUGGGGAGACUGCAGUCACAUGUUCACAAAGGCUGGGACACAAAUGCACUUUACAUUAUGAGGGUAGUAGUGAAGCAUUAUUGUAUGGCUCCGUUUUGAUAUUUCAUGAACAGACAGGACUCCUUUCUGUGGGUCUUUUUAACUUUUAUCACUUGAUAUUGGCACUCUGGGUUUUUCUGUACUGCUUUAGCCUUAAAAGGAGACCUUUCACUGAGGUAACCUUAGCUUUAGUAGUGUGGACAGAGUGUGAUUUUAUUCUGCGACCAAUGUGGCACAAGUACUGUAAACAGUCAGCACACAAGACGUUGAUUUUGUCGAGUUUGACACUAGUCUAUGCAAAUAAUGUGUACAGUUUGAGUUUUUAUUUACUAAUAUCUUUCUUUUUAUCUACCUGCCUCCAAAACACAAAUCAACCUGUCAUUGUGUGCUGUAUCAAACUAACUAUGUGCUGCAAGAAGUGUGGACAUAUUAUUUAAACAGUCUUAUCUGUUUACAUAAAUGCUGUUUUUAGUCA